GCCUUGUUUCGCAGUUCCAGUUGGAGCAGAUCUCCGUGGGUUCUUUCGCCAACGAGACGCGGCCCACUCUGCUGUCAGCUCUCCUGCGAACCGGGUCGCAGCUGCUAGCCCCACCCGCUGGAACUGCAAAUUUCACUGAAGAGGUGGCACAAG
Messenger RNA from Symbiodinium pilosum, 153 nucleotides. Lineage: Eukaryota; Dinophyceae; Suessiales; Symbiodiniaceae. The record is from the annotation of a GenBank genome assembly.